Molecule: messenger RNA, 1944 nt
Organism: Cyphellophora europaea CBS 101466
Lineage: Eukaryota; Fungi; Ascomycota; Eurotiomycetes; Chaetothyriales; Cyphellophoraceae
Exons: 3
Coding region: 1-1944 (647 amino acids)
Biological process (GO): peptidyl-serine phosphorylation; peptidyl-threonine phosphorylation
Molecular function (GO): protein serine/threonine kinase activity; ATP binding
Source: RefSeq, a predicted model, not a curated record
AUGAAGACCCUCGUCACCCCGCUCGACACCAGGCUUCAUUCAAUCGUCGUGACUCGAAACGCUCUCGAACCUAUUCCCGGAGUCGAAGCCGAAGUCGGUCUCCCGCUCGUCGGCGUCAAGAAGAGUCUCGGCGGGCAGAAAGACCGUGAUCGUCGAUCCGAUAUAGGUCGCCAAACUCGGCCAGAUUCUGUCACAAAAGCGCCACAGACCGCUCCAGCAGUCAAAGUCAGCAUUGCGGAGGAAGGGAACGAGACUUCAGCCCUCCAUCAAACCGAGUCGACCGCUGAACCUGCUGUUAUGGAUGAAGCCGCCAUCAUCGAAGAACGUCGCAAGCGCAGGGAAGCUAUGAGAAAUAAGUAUCGUGGACAGGCAACACCACUUCUUGUGCAGGCACUACAUCUCGGAGCAGAGUCCAGUCAGGCUACACCUGAUCCAGAAAGCUCUGCCGCUGCCAGCCCCGUUUCUUCCACAGCAAAUCUUCUUGACCAAGACGGCAGUCCCGCCGGAACUCGUGAGGCAUCUCCUGCUUCACCACAAAGCCCCAGACUCGGUGAGAACCAGUCAGGCGUUGGUUCCUCACCUGCAGCACAGGAUGAUAUGUUCGGUACCGGAGACGCAGAUUCUCCUGCUGAGGAUGAACCCUCUGCCGCCGACUAUGACCCUACCAUUGACAUGCAAGAAGAGCGUGCCCGACACGACUCGAGACUGUUCAAAGAAGAUGAGCAGUCAGUAAUCGACGCCGACAAGCAGGUCCAUGAACAAGCCACCGUUGAAAGUAUCGAAGCCGCGCCCAAAAAGCCCGAAUUCGAUAUGUUUGCUGACGAAGACGAUGAUGAUAUGUUUGCUGGGGAGGGACCUACGAGACCAAAGGUCGAAUCCAAGACCGCCCAAGCCUUUGAUGCGAAGAUGAUGGACAAUUGGGAUGACCCAGAGGGUUACUACAUCACUAUCUUGGGUGAGUUGAUAGACAAACGUUACAGCGUCACCGAAAAUCUAGGCCGUGGUAUGUUCGCCUCCGUCGUUCGGGCUACCGACUCAAAGACAGGGCACGCCGUGGCCAUCAAAAUCGUCCGGAAUAACGAAUCGAUGCGGAAGGCUGGAGUCAAGGAGCUUGAUAUUCUCAAAGACAUCGCAGCUAAUGACCCUGACGAAAAGAAGCAUGUCAUUCGUAUGUUGCGCUCUUUCGACCACAAAGGCCACCUAUGCAUGGUUUUCGAGAACAUGUCGAUGAACUUGCGCGAAGUUCUCAAGAAAUUUGGACGAGAUAUUGGCAUCAACCUUAAAGCCGUCAGAGCUUAUGCUCAACAGCUUUUCCUCGGCUUGGGACUGCUCAAAAAAUGUCAGUACCUGCACGCUGACCUGAAGCCCGACAACAUUUUGGUCAACGAAGCCAGAAAUGUGAUCAAGAUAGCAGAUCUCGGCUCCGCUUCGCCUAUCACCGAGAACGCUACAGCUCCAUAUCUCGUCUCUCGCUUUUACCGUGCGCCAGAGGUGAUCCUGGGCAUCAGCUAUGACUAUGGCAUUGAUAUGUGGUCUGUUGGGUGCACAUUAUUCGAACUUUACACCGGCAAGAUCCUCUUCACUGGCCGUAACAAUAACAACAUGCUUCGUACGAUCAUGGACUGCCGUGGCAAAUUUCCGCACAAGCUGCUCCGGCGCGGCGCACUAACCUAUGACUACUUCGACGACCUCCUAAACUUCCGCUCUCAGGAGAGUGACAAAGUCACCGGACGCGUGCUCACCAAGUUGAUCGAUAUCAAAGCGAAGCCUGUCAGGGAUCUGCGUUCUAGACUCAUACCAAAGGGGAAGAAGAUGGAUGAUCAGGAGCGGAAAGAACUUGAGCUGUUUUUGGAUCUGCUGGACAAGUGUUUAGAUUUGAGGCCAGAGAAGCGUAUCACACCGGCAGACGCGCUGAAGCACCCGUUCAUAUUGAGGACGAAAUAG